AUGAAUUCAAUAACUGAUAAUAAAAUUAUUACUAAAAAUUCUGAACGGCGUAGGAAAUCAAGAUGGUCAACUAAUAAACAUUUUCUUCCAAAUCUUCCUACUGUACUUCCUCCAGAUUUGACAAAGGAGCAAAUUAAAGCAUAUCUCCUCAAAUUAGAAAUUGAAGAUAUUACAAAAAGUUUACGUUCCGGCGAUUAUUUAUUAGUUAGAGCUGAUAAUAGAUCACCUUCACCAGAACCUGUCUAUGAUGCUCAGGGUAAAAGAACAAAUACAAGGGAACUUAGAAAAAGGCAAGAAUUAGAACAUCAACGUCAUGACAAAAUACAACAAUUAUUAAAAUUAGAUCCAUCAUAUAAGCCACCAACAGAUUAUAGAAGUCCACAAGUAAGGUUGAAUGAAAAAGUUUAUAUUCCACAAGAUGACCAUCCUGAAAUAAAUUUUGUUGGACUUUUAAUUGGACCUAGAGGUAAUACAUUAAAGGCAUUAGAAGCUGAAACUGGUGCCAAAAUUAUUAUUCGUGGUAAAGGAAGUGUAAAAGAAGGUAAACUUUCACGUAGAGAUGGUCCAAUGCCAGGUGAAAAUGAACCAUUACAUGCUUUUAUUACUGGAAGUGAUAGUGAAGUUAUUAAAAAAGCUGUAAAUAAAAUAAAAACUAUUGUUGAUGAAGCACUUCUAAUGCCUGAUGGAAGUAAUGAAUUAAGAAAAACACAAUUAAAAGAGUUAGCAUUGUUAAAUGGUACAUUAAGAUCUGAAGAAAUGCUUGUAAAAACAUUUUGCGGAAAUUGUGGUGGUGAAGGCCACAAAACGUAUGAAUGUAUGUUGGCUCAAAAUGUUACAGCAGCAGUUGUCUGUACAGCUUGUGGUGCAAAUGGUCAUAUAGCAAGAGAUUGUAAAAAUCCAUUACCAGGUGGUGUAGUUGUUGAUGAAGAAUAUCAAGCUUUAAUGAAUCAAUUAAAUGAAGCAAAUGUUGAUCCUAGUACUUAUGUUAUGUAUGCUCAACAAGGUUUGGUUACACAAACAACAGCAACAGGCACAACUUCAGGUCAAUUUCCAAUGGCAGGGGGUACAUUACCAACAAAUCAUCCGGGUUACACACCAAGUCAAAACCAACAGAUUGCUCCUGGAUUUGGUUUUGUUCAAAAUAAUCCACAAAAUGCUACAGCUACAAAUUACCAACAACCUCCUAUUGAUAUGUCUAUGUUUUAUGCACCUCCCCCUCCACCACCUCCUUCUUCAGGUAGUGUAAUGAUGGGAUAUGGAGAUUCAACAGGAGGACUUGAUUCAAUCGAAAGUAUGAAACAAGCAGCUCUUGCAUAUGCUGCCAGACAAACUGCAGCUAAUAAUGACGAAAGUAAUUAA
Messenger RNA from Strongyloides ratti, 1359 nucleotides. RefSeq names its product Splicing factor 1. Gene Ontology annotation, biological process: regulation of mRNA splicing, via spliceosome. The record is from RefSeq and is a predicted model, not a curated record. Gene Ontology annotation, molecular function: zinc ion binding; mRNA binding. Bases 1 to 1359 code for a protein of 452 amino acids. The transcript is spliced from 2 exons. NCBI's taxonomy places the organism in Eukaryota, Metazoa, Nematoda, Chromadorea, Rhabditida, Strongyloididae. Gene Ontology annotation, cellular component: nucleus.